Durio zibethinus is the source of this 1509-nucleotide messenger RNA. RefSeq names its product rac-like GTP-binding protein 5. Gene Ontology annotation, molecular function: GTP binding; GTPase activity. Gene Ontology annotation, biological process: small GTPase-mediated signal transduction. The record is from RefSeq and is a predicted model, not a curated record. Lineage: Eukaryota; Viridiplantae; Streptophyta; Magnoliopsida; Malvales; Malvaceae.
GGCUGGCUAGGUCAGCUUACGCUUUAACCGCAUUUGUGAUUUGUGAUCGUUUCUAAUUUCUCUCCCUCUCUAUCUCCUUUCAUUUUGCCAUUUUUUCCCCCUUUUCUUUCUCUCAUCCUCUCUCGCCAUUUCCUCUCUUUUUCACUUGCUUCGGCUCGCCAUUCAAUCCGCUCCAUAGGGUUUGCUUCGUGGAGACAAAUGAUGAAGCCUGUGGAUCCCAUUCUUUGUUCAACAACAGCACGAGCGUGAAGCAAAUCUGAGAAAGAAAAGCCCAGAUAUUCUUGGAAAAGAAUAUCAAGAUUUCGAGAAAAAACAAAACCGAGAAACGAGACAAGCAGGCUAUAGGCGAUUAGUUCUAUUGUGGUUUACUUUUAAUUCGUACGGCGGCAAAGGAGAAUGAGCGCCUCGACAUUUAUAAAGUGCGUCACCGUCGGCGAUGGCGCCGUCGGCAAGACCUGCAUGCUGAUUUCCUACACCAGCAAUACUUUCCCUACGGACUAUGUCCCGACUGUUUUCGACAAUUUCAGUGCAAAUGUUGUUGUGGAUGGCAGCACUGUCAACUUGGGUUUAUGGGAUACUGCUGGUCAGGAGGAUUACAAUAGAUUGAGACCACUGAGCUAUCGUGGGGCUGAUGUCUUUAUUCUUGCGUUUUCUCUCAUCAGCAAGGCCAGUUAUGAAAACGUUGCCAAGAAGUGGAUUCCUGAAUUAAAGCAUUAUGCACCUGGUGUUCCAAUCGUUCUUGUUGGAACAAAGCUUGACCUUCGGGAUGAUGAGCAAUUCUUUGUAGAUCAUCCUGGUGCAGUACCUAUUUCCACAGCUCAGGGAGAGGAAUUAAGGAAACAGAUAGGGUCUCCUGCCUACAUCGAGUGUAGUUCAAAAACACAGCAGAAUGUGAAGGCAGUUUUUGAUGCAGCCAUCAAGGUAGUGCUCCAGCCUCCAAAGAAAAAUAAGAAGAAGAAAAAGGCAGCUGGUGGUUGCUCAAUAUUAUGAUCACUGGAAGAUUCAAGUCUGACAAAGAUGGAUCAACCUGCCACCUUCUUGCUGCACGUAUCUCUAUCACUGUCACCUCUUUUAAUUCAAGGAAGUAACAAGCCAUCAUGUAUAGCCUUAACUGGCAUUCUAGGGAUUUCUGUGAAAGCAUCAGGUGGUUUGUUUCGUGUUUUACUUAUUGUCAUGGUCUAUAAUUGAUGACAAGCAUUCCUUGUUGAUAUGCACGCCUCUUCUGUUUUGAGUUCAACUCUGGGAACGUCUUAUAUUUACAUAAUUUUAAUUUUACUUAAGAAUAAUGGCAUGAAUGGCUCAUAAAUUAUAGUGAAAUUGAAAUAUUACUUGAAUUUUAAAAAAUUUUAAUAUGAUAUUUAAACUAUGAUUUUGUUACUUAUGUGGUAUUUGAAAUGUUAUUUAUUCAUUGAUUUGGAGUUAGCCACAUUAACAUUAUUUUUGGAUUGAGAGGAGGGGCAAGGGAAGGAAAAGAAAAUAAAGGAAAGUAAUAAAAACAGAAAAAAAAUU